AUGUCAUUGAGAGCCCUGCUAUCGCUAUUGGUGGUGCUCGCAGCCAGUAGCUCGCAACAAACUCAGGAGUUUGAGGAUUCUAGCUCUGGAUCUUACCCACAAGAAGAAAUCCUACUGCCUACCACCCAUUCUUGGCUUGUACCGCCGGAUGAUUCGGGUCUGUUGGCGUCCUUGUUGGGGUCUGCGGAUCGACGGGAUCGAUUCUUUGUGGAAGACUUUGGGCAUCGAGUGGUCCAUUUCUCGAGCUCGGAUAUGAAGCUGCAGCUGCCACCCAGUCUUCAGAACAUUGACAUGCGGUUAUUGUACGAACACAGUCCCGUGACGCUACGCAAUCGCAGCAGUAUGGACAUUGUCGACAACCAAAAAAUGUCCUUUGACUCUUUCGAGUCCAUCAUCAACCAAGAGGGAGGAUCGGCUACCUUUGAAAUAUCCUCACUGCUAUCCAAAUACGCCCACAAUCCGCUUCUGCCAUUAAAACGACAAUUAGAACAUGCCUUUGGACUCGCCAUGAGCAUAAAUGUCUACCACAGUGGGCCAGGAGGCUCGGCUUUGAGGAGACAUACAGAUCGAUACGAUGUCUUGGUGGUUCAGUUGGAAGGUGCCAAGGAAUGGACUCUCUGCAUUCCACGGCCAGAUCCAUACGCUAUCACGGACGGUACCACCUUGACCCAAGCCGAUGCUGCAUCCAUUGCUGAUGCGGAUUGUAAAAGGGGGGACAAAAAAGUCUGUGGAGUCGACAUGAGCAGUACUGCAAGUUUUACCGACCUCAAGAAUUCGGCUUUCAUGUGUUGCAAGGACUCCAAUGUGACUCUCAAACAUGGCAUGGACUGCAGCCAAAUUUCAAUGCACAAGGGAGAUGCCAUGUACAUGCCACAGGGGAUUGUACAUUCGGCGCAAGUACCACCAUCGCAUCAAAGAUCCACUCACGCAGCCAUUGGAUUCAAGAAGGUCCCGUUUCGAUACGUAGACUUGCUGCUGACCUUUCUCCGUCUGGCUGGGUCUGUGUCAUCAUCCCCCGAAAUUUGGAAUCAACUCCAGCAAUGGCUAGAAAAGGAUAUUAUCGAGUCCCCUACAGCAGGAUUAUACUUUCGGAGAUUGUUGCCACCCUGGAUUUGGAGGUAUUACCAAGGGUGCAUCCUCCCAGCCACCAAACAAGCAACGGAGACGUCCCCCACAGCUCUGCCCGAAUGGGGAUGUGACCAAGAGAAGCAUCAGGAAGCCAAGCGCUUUUUGAUGAACAAUCUACAAAGCAUGCUCGUCCUCAUGCGAGAGUUGGCCCUCCAACAAGUUCACAACCCACCCAAGCACCCGUCUCCCCAAUUGCAGCAACUGAUGCCAGAAAACUUUCUAUUAGCUCAUGUUCUGGAUGGCAUAGUGCCAGUGCAGGCAGAGCAGCAGCACCUCCUAACGCUGCUUCUAGAGGACGCCAUCAAUGUUCAUCUACUGGAGAAGAUUGACAUUGGAACCCUCGAGCGAGAAGAACGAGAGAUCAUUGAACGCAAUGAAAAACUGUCUUUGGAGGCAAACAAGCUCUUGGAAUCUUUCUUUGGACCAAGCACCGGUAGUAAGUCCGGGGACAACAGCCUUGAGGAUGUGCUGGAAUCCUUGAAGAGCGAAAUGAAUAGCUUGAAAGCUAGACGCCGCGAAAACCGCCGUCAUCAUGCCAGAACAAGCUAG
Molecule: messenger RNA, 1677 nt
Organism: Seminavis robusta
Lineage: Eukaryota; Bacillariophyta; Bacillariophyceae; Naviculales; Naviculaceae
Source: the annotation of a GenBank genome assembly